GAGAAUGUUGUUAUAUUGUUGUGUUUGCUGCUGAGUGAGGGACUCUUGGUCCUGCUUAGGAGCCACCCUACCCUUCCCUCUCCCUCCUUAUAUCUCUCUCUCUCACCAAUUCUAUCACCCAACCAAAUUCCAAAACCCCAAAAUUACACAAAUCCCAAUUUCAAAGGAAACUGUAACAUAACAACUCACACCCCCCCAUAAAAAACACACACUCUGACUCUACCCUCUGUUCUUGUUCUGUUCUCUCUGUUUUGUUUUCAACCAUGGACUUUUGGACUUCUUCUCUCCCUCUUGAUGAUGAAUUUGAAAAGCUUGUAAUUCGAAUGAAUCCUCCAAGAGUUACUGUGGAUAAUACUUCAAGCAGAACAACCACUUUGAUAAAGGUUGAUAGUGCAAAUAAACGUGGUAGUUUGUUGGAAGUUGUUCAAGUUCUUACUGAUAUGAAUCUCAUUGUUAGAAGAGCUUAUAUUUCAUCUGAUGGUGGAUGGUUUAUGGAUGUUUUUCAUGUUACUGAUCAAAAUGGGAAAAAGUGUCUUCAAGAAGAUGUUGCUGAUAGAAUUCAACAGUCGCUGGGACCAAGAGUCCGUAGUUUCCGAUCAGUGAGAAGGUCGGUUGGAGUUCAAGCUGCAUUAGAACAUACAACAAUCGAGUUAACAGGACGUGAUAGACCAGGACUGCUUUCAGAAGUUUUUGCUAUUCUUGCUGACCUCAAAUGCAAUGUGGUAGCGGCUGAAGUCUGGACACACAAUUCAAGAAUGGCGUCGGUCGUUUACAUCACCGAUGACGAAACAGGAUUGCCGAUCGACAAUCCAGACCGUCUUGCCAAGAUUAAGCAUCUUCUGCUUUAUGUGCUGAGAGGAGACAUUGACAAGAAGAAUGCCAACACCGCGGUUUCGUUUUGUUCGACUCAUAAGGAAAGGAGGCUGCAUCAGUUGAUGUAUGCUGAUCGCGAUUAUGAUAUUUCUGAUGGAGAUUAUUCUUGCUCAACAACUGACAGAAAUAAGCUCAAUGUAACUGUUGAUGAUUGCACUGAUAAGGGAUAUACUGUUGUGAACUUGAGGUGUCCGGAUCGACCGAAGUUACUAUUCGAUACUGUUUGCACACUAACUGACAUGCAGUAUGUUGUGUACCAUGGAACUGUCAUUGCUGAAGGACCAGAAGCAUAUCAGGAAUAUUACAUUAGGCAUGUGGAUGGAUAUCCUAUCAGUUCUGAAGCAGAAAGGCAAAGAGUGAUUCAUUGCUUGGAGGCUGCUGUUCGGAGGCGAACUUCUGAGGGAAUAAAGCUUGAACUUAGUGGAGAAGACAGAUUUGGCCUUUUGUCCGAUGUAACUCGCAUCUUUAGAGAAAACGGCCUUUCAGUCUGCCGCGCUGAGGUCACAACAAGAGGUUCCCAAGCCAUGAAUGUUUUCUAUGUGACUGAUGUGUCUGGAAAUCCGGUUAAGAGUGAAACAAUUGAGGCGGUUCGAAAAGAGAUCGGGUUGACUAUACUGCGUGUAAAAGACGAACCAUGCUCGAAAUCUCCGUCCAGGGAAAGUGGAAAAUUCUCUUUACGUGAUCUCGUUCGAUCGAGGUCCGAGAGGUUUCUUUACAAUUUAGGUUUAAUGAAGUCUUCUUCUUGAAGUAUUCAUAAUGCUUUGAUUGUGAAUAGUAGCAUUUAGUUUCAAACUAGAAUCAGUCUACUGCUUUGAAACCUCACUGCAGUGUUUUAUGGUUUGAUCUUUCUAGAUUUGGUUUCAUUUUCAGUUGGAUUCACUCAUUCAGAUGUUAGAUUGUAGAGUUUUAUCUAGACAUGUUUCACAUGAAAUAUGAAACAUGGGAUUCUGAAUGAAAAGAAAAAUAAUAAUAAUAAUUGCAAUUUUGCAAA
This is a messenger RNA of Trifolium pratense (red clover), 1864 nucleotides long. RefSeq names its product ACT domain-containing protein ACR4-like. The record is from RefSeq and is a predicted model, not a curated record. The transcript has 7 exons. The coding region runs from base 264 to 1619 and encodes 451 amino acids. Lineage: Eukaryota; Viridiplantae; Streptophyta; Magnoliopsida; Fabales; Fabaceae.